Molecule: messenger RNA, 2388 nt
Organism: Vespula pensylvanica (western yellowjacket)
Lineage: Eukaryota; Metazoa; Arthropoda; Insecta; Hymenoptera; Vespidae
Product: radial spoke head 10 homolog B-like
Exons: 10
Coding region: 1-2295 (764 amino acids)
Source: RefSeq, a predicted model, not a curated record
AUGCAAAGAUAUGACAAAACAAUGAUAAUACCAAAGACCACAGAAAACGAAGAAAAUUUACAAGAGGAGAGUAUAGAACAAGAAGAGGAAGGAAUUAUAAAGGAAGAUUUAGAUUAUGCGCAUAUUGCAAAAGAGCAUCACAAAUAUAGCGCUAAAGAUAAAUUUAUUUAUUCUUUGUAUAAAGAUCUAAUUAAAUAUUUUAUAAUCGAGUAUGAUGGACCAUCGAUAUGCAAGGAAUGUAUCGUUUCAGAGAAUGAAAAUGAAAUAGAGUUAUUAGAAGAUAUAGAAAAGAGAUUUAAUAACAAUGAUUUUACGAGAGAUAAAAUAAAGAAAUUAUAUUUAAAAUCAAAUUUAAAAGAUGAACACGUUCAUUUCUUUUUCAUCAAUGAUAACACCUAUUUUGGUUGCACAAGUAGAAAAAUGAUGAAUGAUGAAGGAUUAUAUAAAUGGCAUCAUGGUGUACAAUAUAAGGGUCAGUUUAAAAAAAAUCAAAUAGAAGGUAGGGGACUUCUAGAAUGGCAAAGCAAUUGUUGGUAUGAAGGAGAAUUUAUGAAUGGUUAUCGUCAUGGUAAAGGUACAUUGGUGGAUAAAGACAAUUAUCGUUUAUAUAUAGGUCAAUGGUACAUGGGAUACAGACAUGGAAAAGGUUAUUGCUGUUACGUUGAAGGAGACUCAUAUGAUGGUGACUGGUCAAUGGGUAAGAGAAACGGUACAGGUUUUUAUAUCUAUUCAAAUGGAGCUCAGUAUAAAGGGGGUUGGAAAAAUGAUUUUCGACAUGGAAAUGGAAUUAUGGCAUGGCCCAACGGCGAUGUUUAUUACGGAGAAUGGGAAUAUGGAGAUAUACAUGGUUAUGGAGAAUAUAUGUGGUAUGGCUUUUGUAACAGAAGUUUCAGUUGGCCACAAAAUAUUUUAUAUUUUGGUAAUUGGUGUCACAAUACAAAGCAUGGAAAAGGUUUAUUAAAGUUGAACUCAAUAGGUGGUGCAAAGUAUUUUGGUAAUUGGAAGUAUAACAAGAAAAAUGGUUAUGGAAUAAUAAUUGGAAAUAAUGGCGAAUUAACAGAGGAUGAAUCUUUAUAUUCAAUAGAUAUUCUAGCUUUUUUAAAUGCAAAAAAGAUAUCAAAAAUCUUGGAACCUUAUACAACUACAAUCUUAAAACCCGAACAGUUUCCAUCCUUAUCAUAUCAUAUAAAUCGUUUGAUUCAACUAUCAUCAAUUAAAAACUUUUCAGUUUAUUUGCAUUCCUUAGGAAAAUGCUAUAUUUGUAAUGAACAACAGUCAUGUUCUUGUUUGCUUCGAUCUUCAUUUAAAAUAACGGACAAUGAAACUAUCCUAAAAAACAAUUUUAAUAGGAAGUGGCAAUAUGAAAAAGAUCAAACAUAUGAUUAUUUAACUUUGCACAUGUUACAAAUACGACAUGUUUAUGAUAUUUAUGCAAAAUUAUUUAACAAGGAAGAGUCAAAAUGUCCCUUCAUUAUGAUUAAACUAAUGCUUUGGCAACUAUGGCGUGAUUGUAACUUAAAUACCAAAGGUUUAAGUCUAAUUGAAAUUGAUAAUUAUAUAACUGAAAAUGAAUCAAGCUUUAUAGAAAAGCCAUACUAUCCUUUUGAGAAAAUCGAAAUCUGGCAAUUCUUGCAUGCUUUACUUGAAGUUUCAUGGCGUAUUUAUUACUGGAAAGAUAUUAAAAUAAAAAAAGAGACAGAUUGGAAACAUGGAAUAUUAGUUAAAUGUUUAAAUGAAUUUCUCACGAAUGAUGUAUAUCCUAACGUUGGAAAUUUUGUCGGUAUAAUUCCACGCGAAUGUAAUCUUCUACCAAUUUAUUCCGUAUAUAAACUUUACAAACAAGUAGGAUAUCCACCAACUGCAACAGAUAUGUUACUAGCAUGUAUUAGAGAUAACAUGGUAGAUGUUAAUGAACCAGUUGCUUUAAGUAUACCAGAAUACAUUUUAAACGGAUUAAAUUGUGUUAUAAUUGGAGAAAGAAUUGAUUUUCUUCCAAGAGAAGAAAAACCUUUUAUGCAAACUGAAAUGCAGAUAAUUGAGAAAUGGCAGGGUAGUGGUACAAAAGAAUUAUUACUUUUCCAAGAACUAGGUCCAGUUAAAAUAGUACAGAUUAUGGCAAAAGUAUGUCCUUUAAUUAAGGAUAAUGACGAUAACACAAUUCUUAAUAUGAAUUAUUUAUUGACAUUUCUUGAAUUUUAUGAAAUAAUAUUAGAAGCUGCAAAAUACAUAAUAGAAUCUAAAAAGGUAAAAGAUGCUCCGAUUAUUCCAUCUGUAAUAAAUAUUGAACUUAUUUAAAAUAAUAAUUUCUAAGGAUACACAUCCACAUAUGUCUCUUUCUUAUAUGAUGUUAUGGAAAAUAUUGAAAUAAAUUUUAUGUAAACCAAAUUG